AUAAAAAUGUUAGCACAUACACACACUCUUUGGGUCUUGCUUGUGCUUCUUGUUCCUUUCUCUUCCCUCUGCAUAUCUUUAUCCAUACGUAUUCUUAUUUCUUUGGGAAUUAGGACACACAACAAUACACCAUGAAAAUGAAGCUUCUUCUUAUGCUUCUGAUGCUUCCUCCCAUUCUCCACCAACCCAUUUCGGUUCACGUCGCUGCCGCAGACCCUCUUGUUUCCUCCGCACAAGUUCCACUUUCCUCAGUUAUUCAGGUGGAGGAGCACCACCACCAAAAAAAACUGAAUAAGAAUGUUGUAAUAAUCCUCGUAGCCAGCACUGCACUUGGUACUGUCAUUUUGAGCUCGUUAUGCUUCUGGAUUUAUCAUAGGAAGUAUCGAACAAAAUCCACUAGGAACAAUGUUCAAACCCCGGAUGCAGAGAAGGGGCUAACAUUAGCACCAAUUUUGAGUAAAUUCAGUUCUGUCAAGCUGGUUGGUACUAUGAAGGGUUCUGUUCCAGUAAUAGAUUAUGAGCAAAUAGAGAAAACCACCAAUAAUUUUAAUGAAAGUAACAUCUUGGGCGAGGGCGGUUUCGGCCGCGUUUACAAGGCUCGAUUGGAUGAUAAAUUGGAUGUUGCUGUCAAGAAGCUACACUGCGAAAAUCAGAAUGCUGAAAGAGAAUUUGAGAAUGAGGUGGAUUUGUUAAGAAAAAUUCAGCAUCCAAACAUAGUUUCUUUACUAGGUUGUUGCAUUAAUGGCGAUACGAGGUUUAUUGUGUGUGAGUUGAUGCAAAAUGGAUCCUUGGAAGCUCAGUUACAUGGACCAUCUCAUGGUUCAGCAUUGAAUUGGCAUAUGAGGAUGAAGAUUGCUCUAGAUACAGCAAGAGGAUUAGAAUAUCUGCACGAGCACUGUUACCCUGCAGUAAUACAUAGAGACAUGAAAUCUUCUAAUAUUCUUUUAGAUGCAAAGUUCAAUGCCAAGCUUUCUGAUUUUGGCCUUGCCAUAACUGAUGGGUCCCAAAACAAGAACAUGAAGCUUUCUGGCACCUUGGGCUACGUAGCACCUGAAUAUCUUUUAGAUGGUAAAUUGACUGAUAAAAGUGAUGUCUAUGCUUUUGGGAUUGUUCUCCUGGAACUCUUAUUAGGAAGGAUGCCUGUGGAAAAACUAGCACCAUCUCAGUGCCAAUCCAUUGUCACAUGGGCCAUGCCGCAACUCACAGAUAGGUCCAAGCUCCCAAACAUUGUUGAUCCAGUGAUUAAGAAUACAAUGGAUCUCAAGCACUUAUACCAGGCUUCUGCGGUAGCAGUGCUGUGCGUGCAACCAGAGCCCAGUUACCGCCCUUUGAUAAAAGAUGUUCUGCACUCGCUUAUCCCUCUUGUUCCCAUGGAGCUUGGAGGAACACUGAGAGUUUCACAAGUGACACUACAUGGCUCUCUUGAUGAUCCACCUCUGACUCCAGUCAUUGAUUGAAGCCUAGCAAUUUGAUACACGCUAAAUGGUGAGAAUCCACUGUCAAUCCAGGACAUGAUUUGUGAUUAUGAUGCUGGCAUAUAUGGUGGCGAGAAGAGCAAUGGAUCGGGGAUAACAAAUGUAAGAGACAAUCCUACUUGAGUGACAAAGCUCUUCUUUUGAGUCUUGAGUGCAACUCUUUGUUCAGGCUCAAACUCAAAAUCACUGAUUAACUAGCUAUUAGGUAAUGUAUGUGCUCAAUGGUACUAUGUAUAGAGAUUUUCACACUUAAAAAAUAAUAACUCACUUGUAAUGUAAAAGCAUUGUUCCGGCCGUUAAAUAAUGAAUUCAGACAGCACCUCUUUAGAAAACCAAACCAGAGUGUGCUUUCUUAAGA
This is a messenger RNA of Lotus japonicus, 1833 nucleotides long. Its product is annotated as probable receptor-like protein kinase At1g80640. The coding region runs from base 132 to 1457 and encodes 441 amino acids. The transcript is spliced from 10 exons. Gene Ontology annotation, molecular function: ATP binding; protein kinase activity. The record is from RefSeq and is a predicted model, not a curated record. Gene Ontology annotation, biological process: protein phosphorylation. Lineage: Eukaryota; Viridiplantae; Streptophyta; Magnoliopsida; Fabales; Fabaceae.